AUGGAGGAUGCCGAUGGUGGCCGACGUCACAGCGCGAAAGCCAGCUUCUUGGCAAAAGUGCGCUCGAGCGUACUGGGCUACGGAACCGAUGGACUUUUGCUGCAGUUCGUCUACGACCUCUGGCUCUUCACAACCAUCGGCGGCGCGCGACAUUCCACCAGCGGCACCGUGAGGGAGGCACUGGCCUCGAAGCCUUACUCGCCGGAACUCUGGCGACAUUACCAUGCGGCUCUGGUGGAUGUGCAGAGACAGCUCGGCUUGCCGCAGGUCUUCAUCACCAUCGCACCGUAUGAGUGGAGCUUUCCGUAUCACGUGUGCCUAGAGGACGAGCUGCGGAAGUGUUUGUGCGAAAGGCUGUUUGCACCGACGGCGGAAACGCUGCAUCUCGCACACGUGCUCAGCCAGGCCGUGAAAGGACUGCUUACCGGAGCCAACGAGGGUGCCAAGGGCAGACAAGACAGUCACGUCUUUGCAGCCUGCGAUUCGGCUGGCGUGCGAGCGUGGGUGGCUCGCCUGGAAUUUCAAGAUGGCAAGCGGCAGCGACAUCAGUACCGUGAGCCGCAGGCCUAUCACGGACGCGGGGCGGUCCACGUGCACAUCCUGCUGUGGCUCAAGGACAUGGAGCAAAUGGACCUGGCCACACAGAUCAGGGCCGACAUACCGGGCGAGGGAGAGCCGCAGCUUCGAGACCUCGUGCUGGGCUCGCAAUUGGACUGGAGCUCCAGCGGAUGGCCGCUCAGAGAAGAGUCGACGCAAGUCUCUCCCAAGUACGGCUUGCUGGAGCUUCGGCAUCCGAAGGAUGCCUACGAUGCACACUGCUGCGCGUACAUGCCCGAUGUCCUGUCUGCGUUGCGGUGUCACGUGGACGUCAGAGCUUCCGAUGGUCGCACCCUGAUCCUGAAAUAUUGCGCCAGUUAUUUGCCGAAGUUCUCCAGUUCGUUUGCGCAGGAGAUGCUCAACGAUCAAGCCACCGGAUUCGCCCUCGCGAGACGCAUCCUGGCGGACUAUCAUCCCCUGCAGCCGGAGAUGGUCCUCCAGCUGGCAGCGCAGCAGCUUCCGCAGUUUCUGAGCUCGGCAGUCGUGCGCAAGUUUUGCGUGCCGGUACCCUGGCGGCAGGACGCCCCCAAGUGGGUGCGGGACUACAUGGCUUGCGGGUGGCGCCGACGCAGCACCUCCCUGCUUCAGUAUCUGCGUCUAGCCGGCUCAAAUGGACAGAUAGCUCAGUGCUAUCGUCGGUAUCACAGCGUGAACAAGCUGGAAACGCCGCUGGUGGACUGGAUCCGGACCUGUCCGAAUCUGGGGAAAAUAGCCGUGGCCUGUACCAUGUAUUCCUACGGCAACGAUGCCUAUUUCGGACAGUGGCUUCUCUUGCACGUGCCCUUCAAUGCAGUGGACGAUUUAUGGGACGAGCGAGCCGCCUCGCUGCCCCGCGAACUGCGCUAUCUCGGCCUGUGUCUCUUGCAUCGCCCAGAUUUCUGGAGGGAUCUUCGUAACCUCGCCGAGCAAAUGGAGUCGGAAGCUCGCACUUUCAUCUACAGCCAAAACGUGCUGGCGCUCGUGCGCGCGCGCAUCGAGCUCGUGGAUGCAUACCUGUCUGGUGAAUUGCAGCUGUCCACGGAUGCCAGGACUAAGCCGGAGGCCACGACCCAGAUAGACCGCACCGACUUCGCGCCAGACCAGGGCCUUGCCUACAUGACGGUGAUGCGCAAAGUCAUGCAGGCAGUGGAACAUCGAUGGCCCGAGGACGGCGACGAACGUUCCUGGGGCGCAUGGGUCACAGCGACGAGAGAAGGGGUCGUGGAGAGACCCACGGCCGUGCUCGGUCCGGCAGGAAGCGGAAAGAGCACUGCUGUCCAGGCUGCCGUUCGUGAGGCCGUGCGAGCGAGCGCUCGUGUCGGUGUGGCCUGUCCCACCGGGUUGCUUGCCACCCGCUACAAGGUCGAUAACCCGGAAUUGGACGUGGACACCGUGCACGGCAUGUUCGCGCUGCACAAGGCCGAGCAAAGCACGCUGGAAAUGAUGGUCGCCUACGACCUCAUCGUCAUAGACGAAAUCGGACAGGUGCCCCUCUGGAUCUUCGAACGCAUUCUGCGUCUUUGGGACGCGGCAGAUCGGCGACCUGCACUCGUGUUUGUUGGCGACUUCUGCCAGCUCCGGGGCCCGGAUGGCACCUUCGCGACACAGAGCGCACGAUGGUCCGAGGUGACGGUGCUUCGUCUGCACUCCAUGCGUCGCUGCAAGUGUGCUUCGCUUCGAUGGAAGCUGGAACUGCUGCGGGGGUACACGCCUACCCAGCCUCAGCUGAGAAAAAUUCUGGCACGACAUCGUGCAUAUGCCUCCAAUGGCCCGCCGUCGGCGGAAGCCAUCCAGAAAGUUUUGGGCAAGAGGCCCUCCACGCAGUUCGUCACCAUCACUCGACGAGGUUCUGCACACAUCAACGCCUUGGUCGUGAGAGUCCUCUUCCGAGAUCAAGAGCCACUUGGAGUGAUUGCGACCGAUCCCGAGGACAAUCCUGCCAACUUUCGUGGCACUGCCCGAGUCGGCGCCGAGCCCUUGAAGAUGCCAAUCUUCGAAGGAAUGCGAGUGACGCUUACCAAGAAUGAGGACAAGCAGCAGGGCUUCGUCAAUGGCAUGGGCGGACGGAUUAGGCGUCUGCGCACCAGCGGUGUGGAGGUCGUCCUCGACAACGGCAACAUCACCCUGGUGCAUCCGACGACUCAAGACUACGAGCUGGCGACGGGAGACUUCUGCAGGACUACUGCCCUGCCAUUGCGCCCGGGCUACAGUACGACGCUCCACAAAAUUCAAGGUGCCACCCUGGGUCGCAUCACCAUCUGGCUAGAUGUUCCCUUUGUACGAGGGGCUGCCUACGUGGCCUUGUCCCGGGUGCGGAAAGAUGCGGACUGGCAGUUCCUGGGCACCAUCUCCAGACGCGAAUGUCUGCCCGCGGAGUGUCCCUAG
Molecule: messenger RNA, 2961 nt
Organism: Symbiodinium sp. CCMP2592
Lineage: Eukaryota; Dinophyceae; Suessiales; Symbiodiniaceae
Source: the annotation of a GenBank genome assembly